AAAAAACGGUCCUCGUCUGGGGGAAGCAACCAAAUCGAGCGACCACAUCUACUUCGAAUGAGAUACAACAAGCAGCAUCCCCACAGGAGAAAGAAGGUCAUGUCGACGAACAAGCACCUCCAAAUCGUGAGGUAGCCGAAGCAAUAGAGGAGUGGCUACAACGCGAACUGUCUACAAGACAUGAGAAAAAGCGCCAAGCCAGAAAUCCUGAAAGCGGCGGUAAACGAGGAGGACAUGCGAAAGUGCCUUCAACUUCUACUUUAUCUAGUACUAGAGAUCAUGACAGUCAAGAACAACCUCAACCUUCUACUAAUACUGGAGAAACGGUUUUUGAAGAACGCUACGAGUUCCAGACACCUCCAGCGGGAGCUCUACUCUCAGCGUCUACUGGCACAGAAGCUCCCUCAGGACACGCAGAAGUGAAAAUUGGAGACCUUCAUCGCCAACCGUUGAGCCUCCUUUGCCUGGAUCCAGUUACAUCUAAUCAGCGGUGCCGCCAAGAAUUACUAGAAGCUCAACGAAAAAUACAUGAGGAAGAAUGCACUCAUCAAACAGAAGCCAG
This is a messenger RNA of Amoebophrya sp. A25, 562 nucleotides long. The record is from the annotation of a GenBank genome assembly. NCBI's taxonomy places the organism in Eukaryota, Dinophyceae, Syndiniales, Amoebophryaceae.